AUGGUCAAAGAUAGUAUAUCCCAUGAAGAGGCUGAAAAAAGAGCUAUAAGGGUCAAGCUUCCAGAGAAAUAUCAAAAUGAAUUUAUAGAAAAGAUGGUAGUUAGACGAAAUGAUGUCUUCAGAACCAAGCAUUCAUCAAAUAAUAGCAUACCAUGUGAACAAAUGAAGAAAUUAAAAAAGGUAUUUGAAGCAGAUGGGCAGAAUGCAGAAAUAGGAAAUUAUAUAGAAGAACAAACUGGCCUAGAGGCUGGCAAAGAACUAACAGAUUCAUCUGAGUCAAGUUCAGCUGAAGAGGAUUCGCAAAGUAAAGUGUGGGAAGAAAAAAUCUGGUAA
Rhizophagus irregularis DAOM 181602=DAOM 197198 is the source of this 333-nucleotide messenger RNA. RefSeq lists its product as uncharacterized. The record is from RefSeq and is a predicted model, not a curated record. NCBI's taxonomy places the organism in Eukaryota, Fungi, Glomeromycota, Glomeromycetes, Glomerales, Glomeraceae.